AUGAAUAAGGCCAUACCGCAGCCAUUCGAUAAAAACAAUCCUAUUGUUUUUCUAGAUAUUAAUAUCGGCGAGGAGUUCGCUGGUCGCAUGAUUAUUGAACUACGCAAAGAUGUGGUGCCUAAAACAGCAGAGAAUUUUCGAGCCCUUUGUACGGGGGAAAAGGGCAUUGGAACAAUGGAUAAACCAUUGCAUUAUAAAGGUAUACGGUUUCAUAAGGUGACACGAGUGUAUGUGGCACAAAGUGGUGAUGUGAUCAACAAUGAUGGAACCGGUGGUGAAAGUAUUUAUGGACCUGUUUUUGAAGAUGAAAAUUUCAUAUUGGAUCAUUCUGAUGAAGGUGUUGUUAGUAUGGCCAAUUUUGGAAAGCCAAAUACAAAUAAUUCUCAAUUCUUUAUUACAUCAAUGGCCUGUGACAAUCUGAAUGGCACCAAUGUUGUUGUCGGCAAAGUCUUAAGAGGUUUGGGUAUUAUCGGGGAAAUGGAUCAAAAUACAAGCGAUGAGGGUGUACCUACAACGGACAUCAUCAUAACUAAUUGCGGCGAAAUAAAACCUGGUGAAAACUGGGGUAUUAAUGACAGCGAUGAAACAAAUGAAUGCCUACCGCCAUUUCCACAAGAUUGGGAUGAUAAAUUUAAGGAAUUUUCGUCCGACGAACUAGUGGAAUUAUUGACAUCAAUUCGCAAUGCCGGUAAUCAUUUCUUUACAAAACAGGAAUAUUACAAUGCACGUAGGAAAUAUCGCAAGGCAAAUCGCUAUUAUAACCUAUUACGCAAACGAUAUGAUUGGCAAGAACUGGAACAUCUCAAAUGUUCAGAUGAAGACCUUAAGAAAUUAGACAGCUUCUCUGCCAUCAAUCAGCUAAAUAUGGCUGCCGUUGAACUGAAAUUAAAUAAAUACACAAAUGCUCAUUAUUGUUGUCGUGAAGUUUUACGUUUAGAUCCGAAUUGUGGUAAAGCAUAUUAUCGUCUUGGACAAGCACAAAUUGGAUUGAAAAAUUACGAAGAGGCUAUAGAAAAUCUAAAAAAAGCACAUGACAUGAUACCAGACAACAAAACAAUAUUAUCUGAAUUAAAUCGUGCCAAACAACUAAUGGCGGAUUACAAUCGUUCACAGAUGGUACACCUCAAGAAAUUGUUUAAGUAGUAAAAAUAUUG
Molecule: messenger RNA, 1154 nt
Organism: Musca vetustissima
Lineage: Eukaryota; Metazoa; Arthropoda; Insecta; Diptera; Muscidae
Product: peptidyl-prolyl cis-trans isomerase D-like
Exons: 5
Coding region: 1-1143 (380 amino acids)
Biological process (GO): protein peptidyl-prolyl isomerization
Cellular component (GO): intracellular membrane-bounded organelle
Molecular function (GO): protein binding; peptidyl-prolyl cis-trans isomerase activity
Source: RefSeq, a predicted model, not a curated record